AUGCCGCGCGGCUUCCUCGUCAAGCGCAGCCGGAGACCCGGCGGCUCCUACCGGGCGCGCCCGCGGGAGCGGGACCCGGACCGGGACCCUCCGCCCACCCCGCUGCCGCGCCCGCCGCCCGCCGGUGGGGACGGCCCCGCCGCUAGACAGGGAGCGGAGGAGGAGAAGGGCGAGGAGAAGGAGGGAGCCGUCGCCGCUUGCCCCGCGACGUGGCCCCCCGGCGGCGGCUGCGGCGGCCCCGGGCUCACCCCGCCGGAGGCUCCGGCCGCCUGGGGGGCGACGGGGCCGUGCAGCGCGGCGGGGCCGCGGGCGGCUCUCUUCGAGCGGUGCCUCAGCUCCCCCGCCUCCGCCGAGUCCUUCCCCCUGGCCGCCUCCUUCCCGCCCGCCGAGAAGCUGCUGCUGCAGCCGCGCACGCCGCUGCCCGCCCCGCCGCUGCCGUCGGUGCCCGCGCUGAAGCGGCCGUCUCGGGCCAAGGCGCCGGCCAAGAAGGGCAAGGCCACGCGGAAGCUGAGCUUCGCCGACGAGGUGACCACCUCGCCCGUGCUGGGGCUGCGCAUCAAAGAGGAGGGGCCCGAGGGCCGGCCGGGGCCGCCGGCGGGGCGCACGCCGCUGGGCGAGUUCAUCUGCCAGCUGUGCAAGGAGCAGUACGCGGACCCGCUGGCACUGGCCCAGCACCGCUGCUCCCGCAUCGUGCGCGUCGAGUACCGCUGCCCCGAGUGCCACAAGAUCUUCAGCUGUCCCGCUAACCUGGCCUCGCACCGCCGCUGGCACAAGCCGCGUCCCGGCCCCAGCGCCGAAGGCGCCGCCUCCGCCCCGCCGGGCAAGGAGAACAGCCCCGAGCGGCGGCCCCGCGGCCCCGCCGCGCCCCAGCCACCGCCGCCGACCCGUCAGCACCGCGGCGGCGCGGACAGCGCCGGCGGCGCCCCGACCGCCCCCGGCUGCAGCCCCGGCCCGGCUCACGGCGGCGCUCCCGGUCCGGGCGGCGGCCCCGGCGGGGAGGCGUUCGCCUGUCCCUGCUGCCAAAAGCGGUUCCGGCGGCAGGCUUACCUCCGCAAGCACCUGGGCACCCACGGGGCAGCGCGGCCUGCCGCCUUCGGCCCUCCGGAGCGCGGGCCCCUCACCUUCGCCUGCCACCUCUGCGGCGCCCGCUUCCCCUCGGCGGACAUCAGGGACAAGCACCGGCUGUGGCACGCCGUGCGGGAGGAGCUGCUGCUGCCGCCGCCGCCGCCCGCCGGGGUCCCCGAGAGCGGCGCGGCGGGCGGCGAGCGGCAGGGCUUCCCCUGCAAACACUGCCCCGCCACCUUCUUCAGCGCGCCCGGGCUGGCGCGGCACGCCAGCAAGUGCCACCCGCCGGAGAGCAGGCAGGUCCUGCUGCUCCAGGUGCCCGUCCGGCCGGGCUGCUAG
This is a messenger RNA of Poecile atricapillus (Black-capped chickadee), 1404 nucleotides long. It is a transcript of the gene INSM2, whose product is annotated as INSM transcriptional repressor 2. The transcript has a single exon. Gene Ontology annotation, biological process: neuron differentiation; negative regulation of transcription by RNA polymerase II; regulation of cell cycle process. Bases 1 to 1404 code for a protein of 467 amino acids. Gene Ontology annotation, molecular function: DNA-binding transcription repressor activity, RNA polymerase II-specific; RNA polymerase II cis-regulatory region sequence-specific DNA binding. The record is from RefSeq and is a predicted model, not a curated record. NCBI's taxonomy places the organism in Eukaryota, Metazoa, Chordata, Aves, Passeriformes, Paridae. Gene Ontology annotation, cellular component: nucleus; transcription repressor complex.